Messenger RNA from Penicillium cataractarum, 1296 nucleotides. Its product is annotated as DEAD/DEAH box helicase. The transcript is spliced from 6 exons. Gene Ontology annotation, molecular function: ATP binding; ATP-dependent chromatin remodeler activity. The coding region runs from base 1 to 1296 and encodes 431 amino acids. NCBI's taxonomy places the organism in Eukaryota, Fungi, Ascomycota, Eurotiomycetes, Eurotiales, Aspergillaceae. The record is from RefSeq and is a predicted model, not a curated record.
AUGCUGACCACCUAUGCUACCGCCAUGUCCGAGCUGAAACGAGGGAAAGGUCUUCUCCACAAAACCGACUUUUACCGUUUAGUACUAGAUGAGGCCCACGACAUACGAACAAGAGGAACGAGAAAACACGCCGCAGUUUCCAAAAUCUCGGCAACUCGACGUUGGUGUCUAACGGGCACGCCCAUACAAAACAAGGUCGAUGAUUUAGGCGCUCUGGUAUCGUUCCUCAAGGUGCCCCUUCUUGAAGAUCCAGAGGUCUUUCGAGUACACAUCACAAAUCAAACCUACAGCAGUGUAUCCAACCGAUUCGAUAAUCUUCGCUCGUUGCUUGGAUGUAUUUGCCUCCGUAGGACGAAAGCGAUCGGCUAUCUCGACGACCCCACUGUCGAUUUACUGUACCUCGAGCUUUCCAACACCGAGGCACAAAGUUACAAUGACAUCGUGAGGCGUCACAGAGCAAAACUUGAGAUGGCCAUCAGUCUGAGGAACACCGCGAAUGCCAGCCAUCAGAUUCUCACAGCGAUUCAUGAAUUGAGACUCUUUUGUAACAAUGGACCCAGCGCGGCAAAAGAGAGGCCAUGCAUUACGAGUGCCCCAAUCGAGACUGAGCGGAACGUCAAAAUUUGGCAAAAAGAAGAUGAAAUGGAGCGUGGCCCUUGCAGAGCAGAGAUCCCUAGCCUCUGUGGCCCGACCGGUCACAUCCCUUUUAGAUUCACCAAGGAUUCUUCGAACACACCACGAGCUCCAAUGAUCACCUCAAGCCGUGAUGCAAGUAAUGAGGCUAUCCACAGGGCUAUUUUGUCCAGCAAGCUACGCGCUCUGGUAAAGAGGAUUGCAGAGCAGCCACCCAGCGAAAAAUGCAUUGUAUUUUCAUUUUGGCAAAGUACCCUAGAUCUGGUCGGCGCCAUAUUACAGCAUCAUGGUAUUGAUUGCCUGCGAAUCGACGGCUCGGUGUCCAAUGCUGAGCGACAGCGUGCCCUACGUGGGUUUGACAAUGCCCCGGAGCGGAUGGUAUUGCUCAUGACCAUUGGAACAGGGGCUGUGGGAUUGAACCUCACUAGUGCAACGAGGGUACAUAUUCUCGAACCGCAAUGGAACCCUAUGGUCGAACAACAAGCAAUUGGCCGAGCCCUCCGUCUCGGCCAGACUAAGAAGGUGAUACACGUUGUCUCUAGUCAGGCCUAUAAACUGCAGGUCGCACUCAAAAGCUUCGAGAAGCAUGGUCAUGAUGACUCUAUAGAGGAGAAGGCAAAACUUUUCAAUGAAAUCAUCCCCGAAAUUUCGAGCAAUAGAUAA